Molecule: messenger RNA, 1169 nt
Organism: Eublepharis macularius
Lineage: Eukaryota; Metazoa; Chordata; Lepidosauria; Squamata; Eublepharidae
Gene: PSMB5
Product: proteasome 20S subunit beta 5
Exons: 3
Coding region: 37-894 (285 amino acids)
Cellular component (GO): proteasome core complex
Molecular function (GO): threonine-type endopeptidase activity
Source: RefSeq, a predicted model, not a curated record
CUUUCCCUGAGUCACUGCGGUUAGCCCUUUUCCAAGAUGGCGCUGGCUAGCCUGUUGGAACCGCAACAGCCCGUGAACGGGGCCGGGUACUUCGGUUUGGGGGCCGGCUGCGAAUUCCGGUUGUCCGCGCUGAGCGCUUACUGUGGAGGGGGAGAGAAGGAGACGGAGGCCCAGGCCUCGGGGCUGCCCUUGGCCCUGGCCGCCCCCUGCCCCGGCCUCAGCCCAGGCACUGCGGCGGGGGAUGCCAAGAUCGAGCUGCUGCACGGGACCACGACCUUGGCCUUCAAGUUCCAGCAUGGUGUGAUUGUUGCAGUGGACUCGCGGGCCACAGCGGGAGUCUACAUUGCAUCGCAGACAGUGAAGAAGGUCAUCGAGAUUAACCCUUACCUCCUGGGCACCAUGGCCGGUGGUGCGGCAGAUUGCAGCUUCUGGGAGCGGCUGUUGGCACGGCAGUGCCGCAUCUACGAACUCCGCAACAAGGAGCGCAUCUCCGUGGCUGCUGCCUCCAAACUGCUGGCCAACAUGGUGUAUCAGUACAAGGGCAUGGGGCUUUCCAUGGGUACCAUGAUUUGUGGCUGGGACAAGCGGGGGCCAGGCCUGUACUACGUUGACAGCGAAGGGAAUCGCAUCUCGGGCACGGUUUUCUCAGUGGGCUCUGGUUCCGUCUAUGCCUACGGGGUGAUGGACCGUGGCUACUCUCCUGAUCUGUCAGUUGAGGAAGCCUAUGAUCUGGCCCGUCGUGCCAUUUACCAAGCUACAUACCGGGACGCCUACUCAGGAGGCACUGUCAACCUCUACCAUGUUCGUCAAGAUGGCUGGAUCCGUGUUUCGAGUGAUGAUGUGGCCAAAUUACAUGAAUUGUUCAAUGGCGCUGCCACGGGGACAGUGGCUUAAGCUAGAGAACUCUGGAGGGCUCAGAAUUUGGGAUUGUAGGGGUGGUGGCAACAGAGAACUUGGCAGAUGUAUAGAAUGGGGGUGUGGGUCAUCCAUUAGGCAAAUGAGGAAGGGGUUAGCCAACAGGAGGAAGGAAGAAUUGGGCCCUUUGGUUGGAGGGGCAGCAACACGUCCCCAGAUUGAUCAUUGUAGGGUAUGUUUGUCCAUACUUACGGCUGAUGUUCGCUGUAGCAAAAUAUUUUGCUUGUUUGGAAUUAAACAUUUGCUUUCCAAAA